GUCAACGACGUCUGCAUCUGCGACACACGAUCGGCGACGACUUCGUCCAAUAUUUGGUGGACGUUUCCAUGCUCCCAGUAAUCAUCCUGACGAAGUUACACAUCCUGUAGCCUUCCAAGACCAAUCAUGCCGGACUUUGCAGAUCAUCUGAAGCCUGCUUCACCAGCAGGGCCCGAAAUCUUGGCAAAGGAGAGAGGACAGUCAGAUGUCGAGAUUGACGAGCUAGCCAAUCUGUUGCUAUCACGAAACGAGUUUUUGUCGAGGCAGCAGAAGAUAUUGCCAAUAUUACAAAAGGAUCCACUUUUCAAGAAGGUCAAGCAGCCGAACUUAUCCAGGCCCGAUCGAUAUCAACUUGGACUUGCGAGAGCGAAGAAGCUACGCCGGCUAGCAGACCAACAUGGCUGGGACGCCGAAGAUCAGAACAUGUCUAGCUAUCUCUGCGACGAUGUCAGCCCUUACAUGGUGCAUAGCUCCAUGUUUGAAACCACUGUGAGGGAGCAGGGUGAUGAGAAGCAGAGGGAGUACUGGCUACCGAAGAUUCGCAACUGGGAAGCAAUUGGAUGUUACGCACAGACUGAACUAGGCCAUGGGUCGAACGUUCGUGGACUGGAGUGUCGAGCAACAUGGGACCCGAAGGAAAAGAAAUUUGACAUCCACAGUCCCACCCUAACAGCGAGCAAAUGGUGGAAUGGCACCAUGGGCAGAACAGCCAAUCACGCUAUUGUCGUUGCUCAACUGUAUGUUCCGGAAUCAGCAGAAUCAUCGAAGCUGGUCAAUCGUGGCCCGCACCCUUUCGUUGUUCAGAUCAGAGAUCUCAAGACGCAUAAGCCGCUAGACGGCAUCAUCGUGGGCGACAUUGGACCGAAGUAUGGCUAUGCUCCGAUGGACAACGGUUACAUGCUCUUCAACCACUUCAAAGUGCCGCACUCUGCCAUGCUCUCGAAUUAUUCUCGUGUAGAUCCAAACACCUGCACAUACUCGAAGCCAGCGAACCCGGCAGUGGUCUAUGGUAGUCUGACCUACGUCCGAGCACAGAUCAUCAUGCAUGCUCGCCUAAUCAUGGCGCGUGCAGUCACAAUUGCCGUUCGAUACACCACGGUCCGCCACCAGUUCCAAGACCGGGAUAGUAAAGACAAGUCAGCACCCGAACUCUCUGUGCUAGACUAUCCGACUGUUCAGAUCAGAAUUUUGCCACUCUUGGCGACAGCUUUCGCACUCCAUUUCACCGGAGAAGCAAUGUACAACCUGUACUCAAGCACCAGAGCCGAGAUCGAUCAAGGUGACUUCAAGCAACUCGCGAUACUACACGCGCAGUCUUCUGGACUCAAAAGUCUAUGCACUGAGCUCGCAGCAAACAGUAUCGAAACUUGCCGGAGAGCCAUGGGCGGUCAUGGCUUUAUGUAUUCCAGCGGUUUCGUGCAAUUCAACAACGACUAUCUAUCGAAGCCAACCGUGGAAGGCGACAAUUGGAUGAUUACACAGCAGACCGCAAGCUACCUGAUCAAGCGCAUGGAAGCUGCCGUCGCUCGGAAAGGCAAGCCACAGGACGCAAUCGAGGCAGCGUGUCGCGACUGGCUGCAGAACGAGCACCACAAAAAGCCUCAACACUUCCGUAUCUUUGACCGCGACGAGGAUUUGGUCAAGGCAUUCCACCGACGCUCAAGAUAUCUCACAUAUCGAGCAUACGUCGACCGAGUAGAAAAGAAGCGAAGCUGGAAUGACAUGCUGAUCCAGCUCCGAAAGAUCAGCGUGGCAGAGUCGCAGUCGAUCUUGGUCACCAAUUUCUACGAAGCACUCACGUCCUCAAACAUUUCUCCCACACUCAGGAAGCACUUGACCGACCAAUUCCGACUCUUCGCGUUCUUUACACUGGACAACGAGGCGCGAGAUUUCGUCAAAGCCAACGCCGUGUCGGAUGAUGACCUCGAUCGCGUUCCGGAGAAAAUCCAAGAGCUCAUGGCGAAGAUCCGACCACAUGCGGUGCGCCUUGUCGACGCUUGGAAGAUUCCGGAUUUCUUGCUUGAUUCUGCAUUGGGCAGGUAUGAUGGUAAGGUUUAUGAGGAGUUGUUUGAUCGUGCGCAUCGACAAAAUCCUUUGAAUGAGAUUACAUUCAAUCCUUACUACAAGAGCGAGGAGAUCGUUAUGGGUGGGGACAGUAAUUUGAAGAGCAUAGUUUCGAAACUAUGA
Messenger RNA from Cercospora beticola, 2187 nucleotides. RefSeq lists its product as uncharacterized. The record is from RefSeq and is a predicted model, not a curated record. NCBI's taxonomy places the organism in Eukaryota, Fungi, Ascomycota, Dothideomycetes, Mycosphaerellales, Mycosphaerellaceae. Gene Ontology annotation, cellular component: peroxisome. Gene Ontology annotation, biological process: lipid homeostasis; fatty acid beta-oxidation using acyl-CoA oxidase. Gene Ontology annotation, molecular function: acyl-CoA oxidase activity; fatty acid binding; FAD binding.